AUGGAACGGAGGACUCAGCUAUGGAAAAACGAGGAGGGUGAAGAAGCUCGAAGAUUGGUUACGAAGAUUUAUAAUGCUCUUACCUGCAUUUCAUGGUCUGGGAAACUCAGUGGUUUUGCUGUUGCAGAGCCUGUUGUUGAGCUAACAGCAUAUGCUACUGACGAGUGGCUGUCGGAUGUCCAUGAAAAUCAGAUGCUCGACCUACUGCGGAGGAGACUUCAGCAUCAGCCACAACAGAAAAAGAUUGAGAUUGAGAACAUUUACUUUUAUGGCUUCUUGAUAAAAGCAUAUGAAAUAUACAGCUCGGGGGAAUACAAGGGCCGGUAUUUUGCAUGUGCACGUGAAACAGGAGAUGCAAUGGCUUCAGGCCUCAGCAGUUGUAUUGGAUUCUUGGUUAACGUCUACAGCAACCACUGGGCUGCAGUCGUCAUCAACUUUGAAUCCUCUACGAUCUUCUAUGGUGAUUCCAUCUAUAAAAAGCCUCCAACUGGGUUCCUCACAGCACUACACUGGUGGACACACCAUCACACUGGUCAACAUUUCAAAGAGGAAUCACUUAUCAUCACCCACCAGCAGGAUAGCUUCUCAUGCAGGCUUCUCUCAUUUAAUGCACUCACACAUCAUGUUCUCCCCUCGGAAUACCCCUUGAUCCCAGCUUCGCAAGUUAGGAAUGGUAGGCUCAAAGUCAUGCUAGAUGUGAUUGACUGGCACCUCGAUCAGGCACGUAGCUUAGCUUAA
Messenger RNA from Suillus bovinus, 738 nucleotides. RefSeq lists its product as uncharacterized. Gene Ontology annotation, biological process: proteolysis. The transcript has a single exon. The record is from RefSeq and is a predicted model, not a curated record. Gene Ontology annotation, molecular function: cysteine-type peptidase activity. Bases 1 to 738 code for a protein of 245 amino acids. NCBI's taxonomy places the organism in Eukaryota, Fungi, Basidiomycota, Agaricomycetes, Boletales, Suillaceae.